This is a messenger RNA of Diplodia corticola, 990 nucleotides long. RefSeq names its product oxoglutarate iron-dependent oxygenase. Gene Ontology annotation, molecular function: dioxygenase activity. NCBI's taxonomy places the organism in Eukaryota, Fungi, Ascomycota, Dothideomycetes, Botryosphaeriales, Botryosphaeriaceae. The record is from RefSeq and is a predicted model, not a curated record. Bases 1 to 990 code for a protein of 329 amino acids. The transcript is spliced from 2 exons.
AUGCCACUUCCUAUCCUUGACGCUAGAGCGCUGAACGGAGGCACUGAGAAGGAGCGGAAAGCAUUCGGCGAAGCGCUGCUGACCAGGCUCAAGGAAGACGGAGCGGUAAAGCUGGUCAACACAAGCAUCCCAGAUGGCGACAUCUCCAACGCUUUCAGCUCGUGCAAAGACUUCUUCCAUCUGCCGCAAGACCUCAAAGCGCAGAUCGCAAACGACCCAAAACAGGCCCAACAGCGUGGCUGGAGCGUGGCUGGUGAAGAGAAGACGUGGUUUCUGGAGAGCAUCAAGAACGGCGGGCCAGCGCCCAAGUUCGGCGACUCGCGAGAGAGCAUCGACAUCGGUUCGGUCAACGACAAGCAGUUCCCAAACAAAUGGCUGCCUCCGACGGUGCUGCCUAAACACCAGAACAUCAUGGAGUCGCUUUUUGAGAAGUGCUCCACUCUGAGCUACGAGAUCCUGGAGACGCUGGCCGCGGCCGCCGGUCUCCCGCGCAACGCCUUCACCGAGCGCUGCACACACGAGGCCAGCACGCUGCGCAGCAACAACUACGCCGCGCUGGACGUACGUCUCCUGGAUGCUGGGGAGAUUGGGCGGGCGUGGCCGCACAAGGACUUUGGCAUCAUCAGCUUGGUAUUCCCGGGAGUCGUUGGCGGUCUCGAGUACGAAGUGCGCCAGGCCGAGGCCGGCAUCUUCGAGCCCGUCGGUUUCACCUCUGAGAGCGACAUCGUCCUUCUGGUGUCAGAAACGAUGCAGCGCUGGACGAACGACGAGUUGCGGGCCUGCUUGCACCGUGUCCAGAAGCCGAGCGCCCAAGAGGUGGACGGAGACAUUGCGCCGGAGCGGACAUCAAUGGUCUUCUUUUGCAAGGCAGACCGGUCGGCCCAGGUGGGGCCCAUGCCGCAUUUCGUUGGUGAUAAGGAGCCCCUGUACGAGAACAUGACAGCGUUGGAGUAUCAGGACCGUCGGAACAAGGCACAUUACCCGGGGUAG